Alligator sinensis (Chinese alligator) is the source of this 3178-nucleotide messenger RNA. It is a transcript of the gene DCLRE1A, whose product is annotated as DNA cross-link repair 1A. NCBI's taxonomy places the organism in Eukaryota, Metazoa, Chordata, Crocodylia, Alligatoridae. Gene Ontology annotation, molecular function: damaged DNA binding; 5'-3' DNA exonuclease activity. The transcript is spliced from 9 exons. Gene Ontology annotation, biological process: interstrand cross-link repair; double-strand break repair via nonhomologous end joining; protection from non-homologous end joining at telomere. The coding region runs from base 123 to 3077 and encodes 984 amino acids. The record is from RefSeq and is a predicted model, not a curated record.
GCCGCACAUUCGACACGUCCUGCCUGUGCAGCCCGCGAAAUUAACUCCCCCCGAGGCGGCGCGAGUCUAGUUUGAAAAACGCGGCAUUUCUUGUGUUCAAAAAAACCGCAAACAACAAUAAGAUGACGAUUCGCAGCGGCACAUUCGUCAAAAAAAACCAACGACGGCCAGCGGUCGGUAGAUUCGACACUCGCAUUUUUUUUUUCCGUUCGAGGAGGAGACAGAAAGACACGGCUGCCCCGCUUCAAUGGAGCCACAGGGAAGAGAGCAACCGUCUUGGAGGGAUGAGACCGGCCCCCCAGAUUGACUUCCCGCCGUGCGUGGCCAUGUCCCAGGGAGGCCCGUUGGAAGAGGACAUUUGGGAGUAUAAAUCCAUUCGCAAACCAAAAUGCGUGCCGCGGGGUCAGGACGCGGUGACCCCCUCCACUUCCCUGCCGCUGCCCAGCCCCCGCAAAGGAGACGGUGGGAAGAAGAGGAGGAAAAAAGCAUCGGGGAAAAAGGCCAAACCCAAGACCAGCGAGCAGGAGGCCCCGGGUCAAGCCUUUGGCAAAGAGGACCAGAGUGGGCAGGCGCAGGAUGAUGGCACUGCUCCCGCCAAGCUGAGCGGGAGCUGUAACAAAAAACAAACGCCGCAAAAGGCCAGGCCAAUUUAUGAGGGCUACUGUCCAAGCUGCCAAAUGCCCUUCUCUUUACUCUUAGUGCAGACCCCCCGGUGGCAUGUUGCUGAAUGUUUGGACGCUCCAAGUGCUGCUGGAAAAGAAUGUCCUGAUGGUUUACUGUGCAAUUCUACUAUUCCAUCGCAUUACAAGCGCUAUACACAUUUUUUUCUUGCUGCUAGUAGAGCAGGAGAUUAUCUUGUAGACUCUUCAGCACAAAGCCCAGAGAACAAGUUCGCACAUCCUGUUGCUGCUAAGUCAAGCUGCUUUCCAGGCCUCCUGGAUGAAAUCUCACAGAGUGAGAAACAAACCAAGAAUGUAAGAAAUGCCCCAAAUGAUGAUCAUACAUUUGCGGUACAGAUUUCAACACAAGCAAAAUCUCCAAGUAUAAGCAAUGUAAAUGCCUCCUUUUCCAUGAAUGUUAAAAAGCCCGAGCAGAAUCUUCCGCUCACAAAGACAGCAGAUAAUGAUUGCCAGGUUCAGUUUUUUGAUUUUCCAUUUUCUCAAGAAAGUGAAGCUGGGGAAGACCUGGACAGUCAGAAUGUCUCAAAUCAAUUAAACCCGUUACUACCAGAAGGUGAUGUCAGUGACUGUGAAAUUUCCUACUCCCCGCUUAGGAGUGGUGUAGAAAGUGUUGAAGAAACGGAGGACGAAGAGGAUGAAGAAGAGAAGGAAAUAAGAAAAUCACGAAAGAAAUUAUUUCAAGUUCAAAACUUUGAUGAAGAGAACCCUGAAAAGGAGGAAUCUAGCUGUAUGCUGUAUAACCAAUUUGAUGAUUCUCCAUUUCAGCCUGAACUUGGAUAUGACAACAUUAAAAUGGAAGGUUUUAUAAUACAAAAUGCACCUUGUAGAGAAAUGGAUGCCCAAGGCCAUUUGAAUGGUUGUGUUAGGCCAAUUUCUCAGGGUCAGACAAACAGCUCUAAUUUAGUAUGUGCUGCUGAUCAGUUAAAAUGCCCACAAGGGGCACCAAUUGCAGAAUUCUCUCUCUCUCUUAAUCAUGACAAAACUAGGAAGGAAUUUGACUGGCCAAAAUUCAGUACCUCUGUUUCUAAUACAGGUAGUUGGAAGCUAAAAGAUUUUUGUGGUCAGAGUUGGGAUUCUGUAGACUUGGCUAUGAAUGCUGACUCCUUUUCUUUGAAGGUCAAAGAAGAAGGUGGCAGUCCUCCUAUGUCAAGGCAAAGUGUUAUUUUGAAGGAAUCAGGUGGCUUCUUAAUUGAUAAAGGUGAAAUGGAUACUAACACAACAGAUCAAAUAUUAUGCCAACAGAGUUUGCAGUCAGAGGGAGAAGGAAGCCUUCCUAAUACAGCAAGUAUACCCUUUCCCAGUGCAAUCUCUAAAAUGUUGCCAUCUGCUUCUGCUGCAAAUAUCAACACCAAAGAAUUGAAACAAAUGGACAUUGGUGUUUUCUUUGGAUUAAAACCCAAAGCAACAGAAGAGAGCAAAGGAGAGAAGCAUCCUUGUGAAGGAACACAACCCUCAAGUCUACCAACUUCCAGUGGAAAGAGGCCUAAGCGACAGAAGAGGAAAGCUGAAGGGUCUGUAGGAGACGUAGAUAAAGUACCAGUCAAUUCAAAUACAAAUGGAGUUUGUGUAGGCCCAGCUUCUGGUACACAACAGAGGUGGAGAAAAAGAUUUAGAGAAUCCUCUUAUACAGAAGAUGGAACAAGAAAAAAAUAUUGUCCUUUCUACAAAAAAAUAUCAGGAACUGGUUUCACAGUUGAUGCCUUCCAGUAUGGAGAAAUUGAGGGCUGUACAGCUUAUUUCCUCACUCAUUUCCAUUCUGAUCAUUUUUGUGGUCUAACAAAAAACUUUACAUUUCCAGUCUAUUGCAACAAGAUAACUGGCAACUUGGUGAAGAGCAAACUUCAAGUGCAGGAGCAAUACAUCCAUAUAUUGCCAAUGGAUAAGGAGUGUAUGGUGAAUGGGAUCAAAGUGGUAUUACUUGAUGCCAAUCAUUGUCCAGGUGCCACAAUGAUCCUUUUUUGCCUUCCCAAUGGAACUGUUAUACUUCACACAGGGGACUUCAGGGCAGAUCCUUCUAUGGAGCGCUAUCUUCCCCUGACUGGUCGAAAAGUCCACACCCUUUACUUGGAUACCACAUAUUGCAGUCCUGAAUACACCUUUCCUUCCCAACAAGAGGUUAUCCAGUUUGCUGUCAAUACUGCCUUUGAGACAGUAACAUUAAAUCCACGUACUCUGGUUGUCUGUGGCAGCUAUUCCAUUGGGAAAGAAAAGAUUUUUUUAGCAAUUGCUGAAGUUCUUGGUUCUAAAGCAAGUAUGUCUCGUGAUAAAUACAAAACACUUUGCUGCUUGGAGUCAGCGGCUGUUAAUUCCAUCAUUACCAUGAAUUGGAAAGAUACUUUGCUUCACGUUCUUCCCAUGAUGCAAAUUAAUUUUAAGGAAGAAGUCUGUCUCUGCUAAAAGUAGUAUAAAAAUAUUCCCCUGGCAUCCCAUGAACAUCUUUCUGUAGCAGUUUAAAUUGAGAGAGAUUUUUGCCAUCUAAAUUCAUAGUAAAAGAAGUC